Tetrahymena thermophila SB210 is the source of this 6147-nucleotide messenger RNA. Its product is annotated as tetratricopeptide repeat protein. Gene Ontology annotation, molecular function: protein binding. The transcript has a single exon. Lineage: Eukaryota; Ciliophora; Oligohymenophorea; Hymenostomatida; Tetrahymenidae. The record is from RefSeq and is a predicted model, not a curated record.
AUGUUCUACGGGUAAUAAGAUAUUCAUUCUAUUCAAGAAAAUCAAUUUUAAUAGUCGUAACUGUAGCAGGAUUAAUAAUAGCCAUAGUAGUAGUAAUAAUAGCAAUAAUAAUAAUAAGCUGUAUUAGUUGAAUAAAACCUAAUUGAUUAAAAUGGGAAAAUGUUAAGAUAGAAUUAGGACACAGAUCUAACUGAUUCUAGAAAACUAAAAGAGUAAAAUUAUCAGCUAGCAAAUGAAUAAUUUGCAUAAAUUUAGAAGCAACAAAAAGCAUCAUUGAGACCAUAAUCAGCAGGGGGAAAUUUAAUUUCUUCUAUGUAAUUUUAGCACUAAAAUCAAUAACUUUAUCAACAAAUGAACAAACAAGCUGCAUUAGAAUAAUAAUAAAGGUAACUGUUGCAAUAAUAAAGACAAUUACUAAAUCAACAGAAGUUAGAGCAAUAUAGGUUGUAGCAAUAAGAAGAAGAAGAGUAUGAAGAACAACAAGUGCUAUUAUAAUAGUAAAAAUAGGAGUAAAUUUUAUAGGAAUAAUAGUUAUAAUAAUAGCAACCGUUACCUUAAAAUUCAUCUUAGCUAAAAUAAAAUGAAUAAAAUAAUAGCUUAGUAGAAUAGAUAGACGAUGCACUAAUUGAUUUGAAAAUUGGGUUGGUGCAAAGUUCAAUCACAAAGUUCGAAAAUAUAAUACAAAAAGCACUGAUAGAAUUUUCUGAUGAAUAAUUUGCUAAGACAUUUAUAAAAAUCGUCAAAAAGUUAAACUUUAUUUCUAUUGAUUAUCUAAACUAAGGUGACAUAAGUUCUUCUUUGAAAAUUCUAACAAAAUGUGAGCAGUGGACAUAGCCUUCUGAUUUUGGCUUCUUUCCUGAUAUGAGGGCCCUUACUUUAAAUCAUAUUGGCUGCACACACAGAAGAUAAAACAAUUUUAAGAAAGCCAUGCUCUUCUUCGAAUAAGCACUUAAAAUAUUACUGAAUGCAAAUCAAAGAAGUUAUUUAGGGAUUACUUAUUUGAAUUUAUCAGCUUUAUGCUCAUAAAUAGGGUAACACAAAAAGGGACUUGAAUAUGCUAGAAUGGCAUUAGUAGAAAGUUAGCAUGAAUUUAUGCAGCUGGUUAGGAGCCAAUCUCACAAAAAAUUUCAAGGACAGCUAAGAUUUAAGAAUAAUGAUUCUUAGGGAAACUUGUAGGAUGAAAAUUUAAAUGAUAUAGACGAUGAGGAGGACUUAGAUUACUAAAAUAAGAUCAACACUUUAGUUAUUAGCUAUCACAAUAUAGCAGCAGAAGAAGAAUACUUUCUCAAUUACGAAGAAGCUCUUAUUCAUUAUCAAAAUUCAGUAAACACUUCAGAAGAGUAUUUGGGUUCUUAGAGUAAAAUUACGUAGCAUUUUAAGCAGGAAUUUUCAAAAUUCUCAUAAAGGUAUGCUCAUUUCAAAGUUCAUAAUAAUGGAGUAAUGGUAGGCGGAGCAGGGCUUUAUCCUCAAUAUUAAAAUCAGCUAUUUUCAAAUACAGAUUAAUUUUUUGUUGUGUAAAUACCUAAAGGCAUGUAUUAAAUCUCUGAAGGAAAGAAAACCAGAAUACUUUCUGCAAACGGAAAGAGAGUAAUCAGAAAAAAAUCUUCUAAAAAAAAUAAGAAGAAAAUGAUAAUGAUCUCAAAUGGAAACAAUAUUCCACUUGGAUUUAAACAAGCAAACCUCUCUCCUUACUUGUAGCCAGUAAUUCCUUUAGAAUAAGUUCAAAAUCACCCUUAGAUAAGUUAAUAGCAAGCCUAUUAUGGUAUCAAUGGAUAUACUUAGGUAAAUUCUUAAAAUAAUACAAACAACCAAACAAUAUUGAGUUAGAAAGGGAUAACUCCUGGUAGCAGUAGCAGUAAUCUGAUGAAUUCGGCAGCUAAUUAUUAGAAUAUUUCCAUAAGCAAUGCUGUAAAUCCGAUGAAUUCAACAAGUGUUGGUUUGAUUUCUUCUUAAUCUACAAAGGCCAUUAAUCGCCCUAUGAGUGCUGCAUAUGAUAGUUAUUAUAAUAACCAACUAAAUACAACUACUAAAUCGAAUAUGGUCAAUACUUAAAGGACUAAAUCGCCUCUUGUCAUGAGAAGUAUGGUUCCUUCUUAAUAAUUAUCUCCAACAAAAUAUCAGUAGUAGUAGUAGUAGUAGUAAACAAAAAAAAGAAAAAUUUUGUCUAGUAAGAGCAAGGGACUGAAAAUAAGCAGUAAUAAUUUAGAUUAUAUUGCUCCUUUUUAUGAAUCAAGAGGUAAUCUAUCUUAUAAAAGUAAUGUUCCUUUGCUUUCUUCAUAAACCCCAACAAUGGGAACAUAAGUAUCUCCUUCUUUAGCACUACCUUUUUAUCCUUAAACAACAGUGAAUACUCCAAACCAAUAAAGUAUUUAAUCAAAUUUCUCAAACAAAGCUCUAUUUGGAUCAGGUUCAGUUAAAAAUAUGAACCCUAUUUAUUAAGACUAAAACUCGUUCUAAAGCUAAAGAAAACUGAUAACAUUUUCACAAAAUUAGAGUGUUUCUAGAUAAUUGACUUCUGAAUUCCCUCAGAAUGAUUAGACUUUUUACAAAACAAGUAGAUAAAAUAGCAAUUCGAAUGCCUCAGAAUUAGUCCAAAAUAAUAACUAGGUAGAGACUUUGUCAAGGAUACAGCUUUUAGAAAAUUUAAAGUAGUAGUAUUAGAGAGCUUAAAGUAAUGUAUAAAAUAUUCAGUAGAAAAUACAACAAGAGAUGCAGAAAAAUGAUAAUAAUUAUGUACCUAAUCAAGCUUUCGGGAAUUCAACUUUAAAUUAGAAUAAUAUGUUUGAUCAAAAUUUUAUGCAAAGAAAAUACUCGUCUCACAACGGACUUGGAUAAAUUAAUCAUAAGAAAACUCCCUCUUCUGCAUCAAAUUAAAACUACUAAAACCAAUAAAAUUAAAUUUAGCAACAAAUAGGGUAGCCGCCUUACUCUACCUUAACUAAGAGAUAGCAAGAUAAAUUUGUAAUUAGAAAUCCAAAAAUUUCUCAGAUUGCUGCAGGAAACAAUAUAAAAAAGGAUUAAUAAAAUAAAUAAAACAAUUUAUAAAAUAAUAGUAACUAAAAUAUCUCUAAGCAAUCAUCACAUAAUGAUUAAAUUGAUGAGGUUUAAUAAUAAAAUAUACUAAUCUAGAAUAAUAGUGAAGGUAUUGCUUAAUCGAUACAAAUGUAGUAAUAAUAUAAUCCUAGUAAUAUAUAUAAUCAAUAAAUAUAAUAAUUAAAUAAUACAAACACAGAUUAAUUAUAAAAUUAGUAAAACAUUUAAAUGAGUUAAAGUGUUUUACUAUAGCAAUAACAGCAGCUAUUAUUAUAGCAGUCUUCUUAAUAAGCUAUUGAAAUUAUUCUUGAAAUUCCUCGAAUUUAGCUGAAAGAAUUGAGAGAUCCUAAAUUCAAAUCCUUUGAAGGAACUCUUAAAUUUACUCUCAACAAGCAAAGAUUUUUUAUUUCUAUUUAAUUUGAGUGUGAAAAACUAAGCAAUUUAACUAUUGAGCAUUAUAUUAAUGUAAGUGAUAUUUUCCAUACAAAAGAUUAUGAUUACUCACAAAUUUAGCAAUUAAUGCUUGCUUUCUGUAAUGAGAUAACUAAAUAUUUAUAUGUAAACCUCUUGUAAGAGUGUUUGAGUAUCAAUUUCCAGCCUUUAUAGUCUGCAUUAAAUGCCAACAAUAAUAAUAACAAGAACUCUAAUAACAGCGACAAUAACCUUAAUACUCAAACUUAAAAUAUUCAAAAUAUGAUAUUUUUCGACAAAGUCCCAAUUAAGCUGGAUUUAAAAAAUGUAUAGAGAGAGCUAGAUAUUGUUGUUAAAAAUAAUUCAGAAAGUAUUUUAUUACUUUGCGAUGAUCCAUUAACAGCUAUGGCACUCAGGAUGCAAGAAAAUACAUAAAAUAUCCAAUAAGUUGGUGAAGACGAUAAUAUUAAACCUCUAGUUAAUACUUAUUUGAUGUAGAUCUAAAGUGAUCAGGGGGAUUUAGGAAAAAUAGAUCAAAGCUAAGAUUCGAUUACACCAAUCAUACUUGAUCCAAAUACUCUGAUGGAUCAAAAUCUAUAGGACUACUCUGAUGGUUACAAAGAUUUUUAAUUGUAGAAUCCAUAUUAAAAUAGCAGGAAUAAACAUAACAAAAUGAAUGGUAAGUAGAAUAUUUAUGCAGGAAACGAUAUGAUUCCAGAACUUGAAGAAGCUGACACAUUUUCUUAAAUGAGAAAUAAUAAUGCUCCUUAUAAUAACAAUGGAAGUAGUACUAUCAGCAAACAAAAUCAGAAUUAUGAUGGUUAAGCAAAUAAAGAUAAUAAUUUAAAUGAUAAUUAUGAUGAGGAAAUCUUAGAUGAUAUCCAAGACUACGGAGACGAUUUCGAAGAUAAUUUUGAGUAGCAAGUUAUUAAUGCCAAAUAAAAGAGCACAAAUAAAGGAUUAGGAUCAUCAAGACCGAAAAGCUCAUACAAGAACAGAGCUGUACAAGAAAAAUAAAUAAAAAAUGAGGAACCUUAAGAUGAAUUGGAAAAGGGGGUUGGAUAAAGUAAAUAUGGGUUUUAAAACAUUUACUAAUUAAAAAAAUAGCAGCAAAGAGAUAAUCGAUUAUCUUAAAUUGAGAAUGAAUUCGAUAUACCUAAUGAUGAUGAAAGAUUUGGUAAACAGAAACUUGACAAUUUUGAGUUUGAAGAUAUUGAUAAAGAUUCAGCUUUUUAGCAGAACAAAAACGAGUAAAGAUUUGAUGAUUCUGCUAACUAGAGUUUGGAAUAGAUAACACAUACUAUGGAAAAUGGAAAUAACAGCGGAAGAAAGCAUAGUACAUUUAAAUCUAUGAAGGAUUCUACACCUAAAAAUGAUAUUGAUGUUAAUAUCUAUAAAGUAGAUAAUAAGAUAAGAGAUAGCAGUGCAAAAAACUAGAGCUUUGGAGAAGAUUUAACUUCAUCGAAAGGCAAAUAGUCAACUUAAAACAGGAGAAAUACCCCUCCACCAAAGAUAGUUAUUAAUAAUGGAUUUGAUAAUGAGGAUCCGUAUAUAGCUUAUGACAGUGCUUAGAACGAAGAGAAAUAAUAAAAAGAAAAAGAAGCUUAGGAGGCGAAGGAAGAGUUUGAAAAAUUGAUACAAGAAAAGGGAGAAAAAAAGGUUGCUGAUGCUGCCACAUUUAUUCAGUUAAAAUAUAAAAAGAAGAAAAAUUUGAGCAAUGAGCAUCCUCCAGAUAAUGAAAGUAAGGACUAAUAGAAUUAGCAAUAAAAGUAACAAGUUGAAGAAGAACCACCAAUAGAAAUAAAUGAUGAAAACAGAUAAGAUUUUGAGAAAGCAGCUAAUUUGAUUGGAUCUAAAUUUAGAAUGAGAUAAAAAAACAAGAAGCUAGAAGGCGAGUAGCAAAAUAAAGAGUAAGGCAAGAGCGAAGAGAAGAAGAAAGAAGAUUAACAGAGCAAAAAUAACUAAAAUAAAGAGGAGGAAGUUGUUCUAGAAGGGCCAAUAGAAGAAUAUGAAAAAGUUGCUUCUCUUAUUGGAGGAGCUUUCCGUAAAAAGAAAUAAAGGGAAAAAGAAGAAGAGUAAUAGAAAAUUAAAUAAUAAUAAGAAUAGUAAUAAAAAUAGUAAAAUUAAAAAAAUGAAGAACCAGCUGUUGUGUUAGAUGGUCCAAUCGAAGAAUACAAAUCUGUAGCUAGUAAGAUAGAAAAUGCGUUCCUUAUGAGAAAGAAGAGGCAAAAAGAGAGAUAAGAAUAAGAGUAAAUGACAAAUGGCUAAAAUGUGAAAACAAAUGAAGAUAAUAAUGAUGCUUUAAAAAAGACAAGUCCCUCUAUGUUUAUAUCAUUUGGUGUUAAUGGUUAAAAUAAUACAAGCUAAAUGUCAAGCCAAUUUCCGAAUAAUAUGGAAGAAAGUAACACAAUGCCAGUAACAAUUAUAGAUGUAGGAAAAUCAAAUUAAAAUAAUGAAAUUAAAAAAAUUACUAACUCAACAGAUAUGCUAUUAGAUAAAAAUUCUAGCAGUAGUCAUUCAGCUAGUAAUCUUAAUGAAAAUUUGAAUAAUUUAAAGGAAGAAAAUAACAACCCCGAAGCAGCUACAUAAAAAUAAGGUGGAGCGACUGAAAAACAGAAGAAACCUGUUAAAAAGAAAGCAUAAGUACAGGCAAAUUUCAAAUUGAAUGCAAGAUACAAUUAAAAAUUAGGAUUUAAUGUCUGA